CACCAGUCGCUGCCAGUCGAAUAAGUUCCAUUAAGCAGUGUAAAGUCCAAAGAUAGCAGUCUUCGUGCGUUUUUCGUAGAGUUUGGUGUUCAUUCGCAAUUCGUAAAAAUGAGUGAUCGUAGUGUCAUGAUUGUCUCGGCUGUCAGGACACCCAUAGGAUCAUUCUGUGGGUGCUUGUCUUCCUUGACAGCGUCAGAAAUGGGAAGUAUUGUUAUUAAGGAAAGUCUGAAAAGAGUUGGAUUAAAGGGAACAGAAGUUUCUGAAGUCAUUAUGGGACAGGUACUUGCUGCAGGAGAAGGUCAAAACCCCGCGAGACAAGCAGCAGUCAAUGCUGGCAUACCUAUUGAUGUUCCUGCUUAUCAACUAAACAUGUUGUGUGGCUCUGGCCUACAGUCUGUAAUAAAUGGUUAUUCUUCCAUAAAAUCAGGAGAAAGUGAUAUAAUUGUGGCUGGUGGUCAAGAAAGCAUGAGCAGAGCACCGCAUGCCACUUACCUCAGGAAUGGUAUAAAAAUAGGGAAUUGUAAUUUAAUUGAUACAAUGAUGAAUGAUGGUUUAACAGAUGCCUUCUAUAAUAUUCACAUGGCAAUCACAGCCGAGAAUGUUGCUGAAAAAUAUGCAAUAAGUAGAGAGGCACAGGAUUGCUAUGCGAGUAAAUCUCAGCAGAAGACAGAGACUGCUAUUAAUGCUGGAUAUUUUGACAAAGAGAUUAUUCCAGUAACCAUAGCAAGUAAAAAAGAAUCUAUUAUUAUAUCUAAGGAUGAAUUUCCGAAAUUUGGAAUGACUGUGGAGAAACUUGCAAAAUUAAGACCAGCAUUUAAACCGAAUGAUGGCACAAUUACUGCUGGCAAUGCAUCUGGUAUAAAUGAUGGUGCAGCUGCUGUAGUUCUUAUGUCUCAAGAAGUUGCUGCAAGUAAAGGAAUUUCACCGAUAGCUAAAAUUGUUGCAGUAGCAACGAUUGGAGUUGAUCCUCAGAUUAUGGGUAUUGGCCCUGUUGAAGCUGUUAAAUUAGUCCUGAAAAAAGCGAAUUGGUCAAAGGAGGAAGUGGAUUUUUAUGAGCUAAACGAAGCCUUUGCAGCACAAGCAAUUGCAUGUGUUCAAGAACUCGGAUUAGAUCCUGAGAAAGUUAAUGUAAAUGGCGGUGCUAUCGCUCUAGGCCAUCCUAUCGGCAUGUCUGGAACAAGAAUAUUGGUCACCCUGUUACACAUUUUAGAAAGAACUGGAAAGAAAAAGGGUGUCGCAUCGUUGUGCAUUGGAGGAGGAAUGGGCAUUGCCAUGGCUGUUGAAAGAAAAUAACACAUAAAUGAUUUAUAUAUAAAUCUUAUACGAAAUUUUAUUAUAUUUUCAUUAAAGCAUUUCUCUUGAUAAUAAUAGCAUUUCUCUUAUGCUGUAUGUUGAAUAAUGAUAGGACAUUUAUUAUGAAACAGUGUUAAAGUUGCAUAUUUUUACAAUAUAUAUUUUACAGUAUUUUUAUACAUAAUGUAAAAAUAUAUCAUUGUAAAUCGUAUAAAAUAUUACCAUGCUAACCUUUGUAGCUAAUUUGAAAUAUAAAAAUAUAUUCAA
Molecule: messenger RNA, 1560 nt
Organism: Formica exsecta
Lineage: Eukaryota; Metazoa; Arthropoda; Insecta; Hymenoptera; Formicidae
Gene: Acat2
Product: acetyl-CoA acetyltransferase, cytosolic
Exons: 8
Coding region: 109-1293 (394 amino acids)
Biological process (GO): fatty acid beta-oxidation
Molecular function (GO): acetyl-CoA C-acetyltransferase activity
Source: RefSeq, a predicted model, not a curated record